Pieris rapae (cabbage white) is the source of this 2975-nucleotide messenger RNA. It is a transcript of the gene Jheh-lp1, whose product is annotated as juvenile hormone epoxide hydrolase. NCBI's taxonomy places the organism in Eukaryota, Metazoa, Arthropoda, Insecta, Lepidoptera, Pieridae. Gene Ontology annotation, molecular function: epoxide hydrolase activity. The record is from RefSeq and is a predicted model, not a curated record. Bases 157 to 1524 code for a protein of 455 amino acids. Gene Ontology annotation, biological process: epoxide metabolic process. The transcript has 7 exons.
AGUCGCUCCUCGUGUCAAUCCGCGGCUUGUAUAUCUCCAUAAUACAAUUUCGGCGUCGCGAGCCGGCGAAGACGCACGUGCCGGUUGUUAAUUGUUAUAGUGACUUUUUCGCAAUCUGUGCUACUUUAAAAAUAAUAUACGGUUGAAAUUGUUAAGAUGUUCAGAUCGACGAUAUUUUAUGGUGCUGUUGUGGCUUUGGGGAUAGGUAUCGGAUUUAAGGUGUAUCUCCUACGCCCAUCACCAUUGCCUCCAAUGGACUUUGACCGGUGGUGGGGUGAUGGCCCACAACCCGAUUAUGAAGAUCCAUCGAUACGACCCUUUGUUAUUGUAUUUAACGAAUCGAUGGUAGACGAUUUGAAGAGUCGUCUGAGAAACAGACGUCCCUUCACACCAACCCUGUACGGAGCCCAAUCCCAAUACGGUAUGAAUACCAAAUACUUGGACGAACUACUUACAUAUUGGUCCGAUAAAUACAAUUUUACGGAGAGAGCUGAAAGACUGAAUAAAUUUCCACAUUACAAAACAACAAUUCAGGGUCUCGACAUUCAUUAUAUUCACGUGAAACCAGAGGGCAAAGGUAAGAUUGUACUGCCUUUGUUGAUGCUACAUGGUUGGCCCAGUUCUUCAAAGGAAUUCGAUAAGGUUAUACCGAUGUUAACAACACCCAAAGAUGGAUAUGAGUUUAUAUUCGAAGUUAUUGCCGCAGAUCUACCUGGAUUUGGCUUUUCACAGGGAACUCGCAAGCCCGGUCUGAGUCCUCUGCAAGUUGGCACAAUUAUGAGUAAUCUGAUGCGGCGUUUAGGACACAACAUGUAUUACAUUCAAGCCGGGGAUUGGGGUUCUCAGGUGGCGACCCAUAUGACGACCUUCAUUCCUCAUGAAAUUUUAGGAUUUCACACAAAUAUGCCAGUUUCCUCAAGACCAAUCAGUAAUGUAAAAUAUAUCAUUGGAUCAUUAUUUCCAAACCUCAUAAUGGAUACAAAGUACAUUAACCGAAUAUAUCCCAUAAGGAAACUCUUUGAUUAUGUCCUGCGAGAAAGUGGUUACUUUCACUUACAAGCUACGAAACCAGACACAAUUGGGGUAGCACUAUCCGAUUCUCCAGCGGGGCUAGCAGCAUAUACAUUAGAGAAAAUAGGAGUUUGCAGUAACAGGGAUCAGUUGAACACACCCCACGGGGGGCUUGAAAACAUUGAAAGGGAUGAUUUGUUGGACACCGUCACCAUCGUGUGGGCAAAUGAGUGCAUCGUCACCUCUAUGAGGAUGUACGCCGAGGCAUUCGCGCAUGCAGAUGUGUUUAUGAUGCAUAAUAUUCCGACUGUCGUGCCUACAGCUGCUAUAAAUUUUAAGCAUGAAGUGGUGUAUCAACCUGAUUGGAUAUUACGGGACAAGUUUCUUAAUCUUGUCCGAUCCACUACGCACGAUUUCGGGGGACAUUUUGCCGCCAUGCAAACGCCGAAGGCAUUGGCCGACGACGUCUUCGAAUCAGUGAAGGAGAUCAUUAAGUUCAGACUUCAUUAUUAAGCGACUGUAUUUUUUUUGUGUGUACUUAGUUUAAUUUUGUGUGUGUUUACUUUUGUAUUUAGUUUUUAAGUUAACAACAAGCGAUACACAUUGUCGCUGUAUUCUCAGGUGUGGACAAAACAAAAAUCACAAACUCAACUGAGAAAACGUGAAAGUGUGAAUUGUUUUGUGACAACAUCGCUUAUACCACCAAAUAUGUUUUUUUAAUUUGCUUUUUAUUGUAUUUCUUAAUUUCUUUUUGUUGCCGUCGUCGAGUAUGAUAAUUCAACAUGUACACAGAUCAGAGAACUUACUUUUUUAAGUAUUACAAACGAGAUCAUAUUCCCAAUUUUAGUAGCAAUUUCAUUGCCUACACUCAACAGGGACUAAGGCCCAAGGGUCGAGAAAAUAAGCUAAGGAAGUGCUGAUGGUACGAGAAAAUACUAUACAAUCGAUUACAGUCGCGAACCCAGUAAUUAGUGAACAGAUUGAAUGAAUUCAGUCUUCAAACUACGGGCCAAACAUCCUUGAAGAUGUCACAAUAAAUAUGAGCGCCAGAAAGCGUCGAGGGCUGAAAGAUAGCUCCCUUAAACCUUGAAAUACUUUAAUGAGGUCUAGAGGAAGUUUGGCCUUUAGGCUUGGUGUGGCUUCUAUAGCAAGCAUUACAACAGUUCCCUAAUUACCAUAUGAGGUGUCAAGAUUGAGACAUGAAGUAUUGUGUUUUUACGUACUUUCAACGCUUCGUAUUUGAAGAUUGGCCAUAGGAACAACAUAGUAGAUACAUUCACGUACGUACUAACGAUAACGAUUUCUGGGGACUCUAGGAUGUUGUUUUACCACUGUAAGAGUAGUUCACUGUCAAUUUCAAUUUUCACUGACAAAAACAGUAGGUUGUGUUAGUUUCUAGCCACCGAUUUUUAUAAAACACCUGUUUUUUACAAAUUUAAAAAAGUUAUCAUUAAUCUACUGUAUUUUGAGUACUAGAUUCUAAGCUAACAGUACAGUAAAAUUUCGUUUGCAAGCUGGAAGCAAUAUUAUGUUAUUUGAAACAUAGGGCAGUGUAACUGACAAUUUAAUAAUACAGACAGUGUGACAUGAUUCCCUAUUGACGAACCGAACAAAAAUGUUAAGAUUACAUUGCUGUUGUGAUUGACCCUCAUAUUAAUUCUUAACAACCGGUACAUUGACCGUUAGUAAAUAUUUAUAUAAAGUAACGGGUACAAUUUGUACAAAUAAAAAUUGUUUGCGAUUAUUGUACGAAGACACUGACUGAUCUCUUUCUAGUAUUAUUUUCUUUAUUAUAUAAUACAUAAUCAUUCAAUGCAAUCAGGUUAUAUCGGUCUUUGAUAAUUUUUAUAACGUAAUGGCGUGAUUAUACAUGGUGUUAGGGUUACUAUUUAUAAUGUAAAUUAUAAUUCGGCACAACAAAUUGAAAUAAUUGAACUGAACAAAAAAUAAAACAUUCCAAUGAG